Porites lobata is the source of this 7509-nucleotide messenger RNA. The record is from the annotation of a GenBank genome assembly. NCBI's taxonomy places the organism in Eukaryota, Metazoa, Cnidaria, Anthozoa, Scleractinia, Poritidae.
CGUCCCUGCUAGUUUGUCAAGUUUCGCUGUGUCAUGUUAUAUGAUGGCUGAGGGAAUCAACAGUUUUGCGUACAAAUACUGCUUGUCUUCUCUUGCCGCCACUGUUGCAGAGACAGGUAUAAAUAGUGUUGGUUGUCAUAUCUUUAAGAGACAAGUUAGAAUACUUACGUGGCACAUAUCACAUGAUAUUAUCUGAUCGUGCUGCUUCUGCAGGGGAAACACUCUUCGAGCCACAACAGUGUUUUCAACUAAAGACUUGAAUUUAUUUACUCCAAUUCUAAACCUCGACUAGCUGUGAAAUUAUGUUUUUUAAUAAAUCAUAUAUAUAGAUAUCUACAUGGAAAUUUCAAAGAUUAUUUUUUCAAGUCUAAUCCUGAAUUGUUGAACGAGAACCUAGAAUUGAAUUAAAACCGACCUUUGAUCUUCACGUUUAGUGUAAAUUAAAUUCUAUACUUUGUUGACUAACAACGCUUUCUUUCAAUAUCAAGUUAGUUUAUAGUUAGUCGUAUCGGUAAAAGUUAAUCGUUCAUGAAUCUAAUCAUAUUGCUUUUCAAGAAUUGAAAUAAUAUUUUGUGGUUAUGGGGACAAACAAGUUAAAUGUUUAAUGUUUCUUUAAAAAAAGGUUGAAAAUAUAAAUUUAUAAUGUGUUAAGUUUUCUUCCUUUGUUCUUUUAAAGAGACUCACUCAAAUAAACGAACAAUAAAAGUCACUUCAAGUUUAUUUCAUGUCAAGUUAACAGCUGCGAGCCAUAACUCAAUCAACAGUUUACUAGAAAAGAAGAAGAAUAGAACAUUUUCACGUGAUGUGACAUUCUUUAUAUGAACCUUAUUUUUAACUACUGUUUAUUUGGAAAGACUUUAAAUUAAGAACUUUAUAUCAACAAUUCAUAUGAUUAUGAUUUGCAAGUGACAAGGUCCAGGCUCUGAGGUUUAAUAUAGAAUAUUGUUCCUUGGACUCAAAACUUGUCAGAGAAUACAGGCUGUUUUUCUUUUUAUUUUGUGUAACAGUGCUAUAUUUUCACUUAAUGCAAGAAUGCUGUUUUAUAAAGCAGGUGGCGUCCCACUACAUUGCUUGCAGCUCUCUUGCAUUGAGCUUUUAAUUUGAGUUUUUAAUUACAUCACCAACCAGCUGUGCACAGCGUUGGUACUCUUAAAAAUUUAAAUGUGUCCAUCUUUGGCAUGCCUUCUAAAACCUUCAUCCUAUUUCACAACAAAAUUUUUGAAUUCCCCCACUGUGUUUCAGACUAGACCAUUGGAGCAUGUUCAGGCACAUAUAAUUUCCCAGAUAGUCUGGAUCAGAAAAAACCUUUGUAAACAUUAAUUUUGAGAAGGACUUCACAUUGCACUCAAAGUGCUCUUCUUAAGACAUUAGUAAAAGUAAAGAAGAAUAUGAGCCUUCUCAAAUCACACUCUUUUUCAGACUGUAACAGUUAAAAGCUUAAAAACCAUACCCCUUGAUGCUGUAAAUAACUGCACAGCUGAAAAAAGGGAGUGCUCUACCGAUCCUCCACCGUUCCGUAGUCUCCUAUGCAGACAUUCUUGGGGCUUUGUCAUCCAUUCCUCGUCUGUGUAGCAGACUUACCCUAGCUGGGUCUGGUGAACCCUUUAAACCACAUGCUAGACCAAUAAAUGAUUGCUUUUGUCAUUAAAUCCCUUCAUACAAACAAAUCUCCCAUGAUAAUAAAACAAAUGUAAGUAAACUCCCAAGAUGUGAGGAUACCAUUUUUGCCUACAGAAAGGGAUAUGUUACAGUUGUUAGAUAGUAAGACUGGUGGUUGCAUUUUGCUCAUUUACAGACUACUUUGCUGAAAUUUUGACAUUAUUUUUGAAUUUUAUUUUUUAUAAGUGACCUUUCCUCUCGAUAUCACCAAGACCCGUCUUCAGAUUCAAGGAGAAAGGGCAUCGACUGUUUCUUCCACAACAGCAACAAAUGUCCCUUACCGGGGUAUGGUAAGGACAGCAGUGGGUAUAGGUGAGUAUACUGAAGCUACAGCCAGAGGUAGAAACAAUAUUUCUAAAAAUUACACCAGAAUUAUAAGUGGUAUGGAUAUAUUUCAGUCAUAUACUUUAAAUGUGAAGAUAACACAGUGUUUAAGAAAAGCAGAUUGGAUGAAUAUUGCUUAAUGGCACAGUAUUAAUUAAAAGUGUGAUCUUCAUUGUUUUGUGGACAGUUGAAGAGGAAGGAUUGGUUAAUCUCUGGAGUGGUGUUACACCUGCAAUAUUAAGACAUGUUGGUAAGUUUAUCUCACCAAACACUAUGACGUUAUUUUUUUCCUAUCCUGCAUCAGCUCACUGUAAAUAUAAGAAUUAAACCUUCCACCAAUAAGUUCUCUGGGCAGAUGUCCAUACAUUUUCUUGAAAUAUUUGUUGAGAGAAUCUGUUAAAAAGAUCAAGCAACCUUUCAGCUUGGAAUUGACAGAUUUAUACCUUCUGUUGUGUGGGUUUCAAACAACGAAUAAAUAUUAAGAAAAAUUGAUGUUAGUCACCCUUAGGACUUGAAGGGUCAAUGGCCCGGGGGGGGGGGGACUUCCUUAUAAGAGGCUAAUGGGAAUGUGCCGCUCGAUGGGAUUGACAACUGGGUUGACUAUAAUGGGGUCGCAUUUUCAAUAGUGUUACUAGAAUGGGGUCGCACAUUUUCGGAUUUUUUGGGGUAAGACAGUUCUUUAUAUAAUUAGCAAACGCACUAGAAUGUUUGUAUUUUAGGUUAAAAAAAAGUGUUUUUCAUUCCAUUUAAAAAAUGGGUCAAUUCAUAAAAAUAGAAAGUGAUUAAGUUGGGAUCAUAAAAAUUACAUAUUUGCCCAAAAGUGACUAAGAUGGGUUCUAUAAUUGGCCACAAAAUAGACUAUAAUGGGGUAGUCAUGUUGCUGAGAGCCCAGUGGCACAUACCCUGCAAAAAUUAACCCAAGUACUCCCCCGGGGUUAAUGGAUCUGAUCAAGAAGGACUUCACUGAAAUGGUGAAAUAAUAAUUAUCAGAGUAUACUCAUAAAAUGAGUGCAAUUUUUAUUGUCUACUGACUUAACUUCAACACAACCAUAACUCUCAUACCUUGAAUGCAGACUAUAAUAUGACUACUGUUUUACUCAAAUAAACUCUGCUUCUAUUGAGCACACCCAAGAAUGAGCACUGAAUUUAGAACAAAAAAGUUACUUAUAAUAAGUUCCGACCGUUGAAUAAGUGGAAUUCAUGCGUUGAUCGUAAUUCGUCCCUUAGUUUACACUGGUUCAAGAAUGACUGCAUAUGAAUUUUUGCGGAACAAAGUUUUACGAAGAAAUGCUGAUGGGAGAUUUUCUUUAUGGUAUGUAAUUAUAGUCAGGUGACAGGUUAUGCAGAGCUUACUGGUUUUUUGGCUUGGUUUCUAUGGACUAAUUUAUUCCUAGAGUGGUUUCUUUUUGUAAAAGGUGGGUAGGAAGAAUAGAUUUCCUCCAUCCAAAUAUGCCACUAAUUGUUUUCUCUGUUGUACUGACUCGCUGCCCCAUGUGCAAAACUAGUUCAGUGCAAAAAGCAGCAUAAUGUCAUGAUGGGGGUUCAAAACCGGCUACUUUGGAUUCCUUGGUGUUAUUAACUUUGUUGCCCUGUGAUACCACGGCAGAAUUAGCUCAGUUGGUAGAGUGCUUGACUGCAGAGCAGGAGGUCACGGCUUCGAUUCUCUGGGUCAGACCAAUACUCAGGGUCUUAAAACAACUGAGAAAUGAAGGUAAUACCUUUGCCCUGCAAAUGGCUAGACCUUCGCGUGGCUUGGAUGACCAUGUAAAAUGGUGCUCCCAUCUCCAGUAUGAGGUAUUAAUAUAGUGGUUCCAAUUAGCACUUUUGUGCUAGAUACAUUGACACUCAAAUAAAGUGCAUAUAUAUAUACCUUUAAUUAUGAGACAGUGUAAACAUGAAGUAAAACUUUUGAUGCUUAAUAGGUGUUCCUCUGUUCAGUUUGAGGAGCUCCUCUAGGACUAGCUCUGGCUAAGCAGGAGCUCUGUUAUAACAGCUAGUAAAGGAUUUCUUAUUAUAAAUUUCUAUAGGAAAUCAGUAAUAGCAGGGAUGACGGCUGGUGCAUUUGGACAGUUUAUUGCCAGUCCAACUGAUCUAGUCAAGGUUCAGAUGCAGAUGGAAGGCAAGAGAGUUCUUAUAGAAGGGAGACAACCUAGGUAUGUAGCUCAUAGUACUUGCUAAGGUUGUCUUUCAAAGGGUACUAAAAAUUUAUAAUUUAUUAUACAAUCAAUCUUCUUAAUGAAUAUAGAUGUUACAGGGAUGAAGUCAAGUGUCCAUUGGGGCUGUCAGAAACGGCCGGGAGGAGGAAAAUCCCUCGGCCACUAUGAGCAUGAACCUCAGCUCAGCCUCAUGGAAAACAAAAGGAAAUAUAGAACCAAGCUCAGCUGUUCAAAUACUUGCCAGGGAUCAAGAACUGUCUUUGAUGUACUGUUGUUUGUAUUAUGGAGGUGUCUGCAGUGAAGAGAAGUGCAACUGCAUUUCGCCACUCUAAAGGGGUAGAUCAAGGAAAAUGUAGCCUCCUCCGACGCCUCCUCCACAGGCAACUUCUAUUGUAACAGUUGCACUGACUAUGAGAAGUGUGAGAGUGAGAAAAUGAGAAAAGAAUUGGAGGAGGAGUCACAGUCACUCCCCAAUCUUCCACCCCUUCUCUAAAACAGGAAAGUGAUGCAUGCAGAGGAGUCUGUUAAGGAUGUUGGCUUUGGGGGAGAUCGGAUAAAUUUUGGGGGAAGAGGUCAGUAUCUGAAGUGGGGAGGGUACAAAGGUAGCUGGGGACCUCACCUGAGUUGUACCCCAAGUUUAAUGAGUUUAAGAGGAUUUGAUAAUCUGAAAUGUGUUGCAGUAACAUCUGGAGGUGAAACUAAAAAUGUAAGGCUCACCUUGUAGUUAUGGAUAAUAGUCCUUUUAUUCUUAGACUGUAACUCAUGAUGUCAAGAAGUGCAAAUUUUAAUGCUAUAAAUGUUUAUUCCAUGUAAGCAUGAUUUAUUUUUCACAUUUUCUAGAAACUAAUGUAACGUUAAUUCAAUACCUUCCUAGGGUUCAUAACACCAAACAUGCUUUUUUAAACAUCAUCAAUAAACAUGGAGUGCGAGGUCUUUGGAAAGGAUGGGCUCCCAAUGUACAAAGAGCAGCUCUAGUAAACAUGGGAGGUAAGCUGACACCUUAGUUAUAAUCCUUGUAAUUACACAACUUUAUUCAUUCAUUUCUGUAGAAAAACUUUAAAAGGAAAACAAAGUCAAUUUGUGGUAGUGUUUGUCAGUGAUCCAAAUUUUGUGGUAGCUCAGCGUACAUCUGUCCUUCAGGCCCCAGUUGUUCAAACAUUGGAUAGCACUGUCCACGGGAUAAAUCACUAUCCAAUGGACAUGUUGGGGAAACCAAUACACUAUCCACCGGAUAGAGAUUUUUCCGGUCAAUAGCAUAAUCCACUUUUUGAACAAAGGGGCCAGUUGGUGAGAUGUAUAUGUAGGAGAUAAUUAGGACACCUUGUCUGAUUGAUGACAUUUCUCUUUAGCCCACUGAGGUAUUUUCAGUUCCUUUCUUUCGCUGUUAAAUGUUUUUAAUACGAUUGUUUAAUUUUUUUAUCAACAGAUUUGACAACUUAUGAUACUGUAAAACAUUUACUACUCAAUCACACAAGUUUACAAGACAAUUGGGUCACUCACACAAUUUCAAGGUCUGCAUGUUCUAAUAUUUCCUGAAAAUUGCAUUUAAUCAGCUCUUUGAACUUUUUAAAUUUAGUUUGUAAAUAUGGGCAUUGCUUCUAUGAGUUAAUGCUAGCGAGGAAGAAUGUAAACAAUGACGUCAGCAAGAGUUGCCUAUUGUAGCUGAAAGGUUUUGGCCAUGAAUAUUGCAACCAAGACACAAAGUGAAUGGAUAAUAAAUCUGUGCUGUUUGAAAAAUUCAUUUUUCAGUGGUUGUGCAGGGCUGAUUGCUGCAACCAUCAGUACUCCAGCAGACGUUGUAAAAACAAGAAUUAUGAAUAAUCCAAAAGUGUACAGAGGGAGUCUUGACUGCUUCAUGUGUGCUGUAUGUAUAUUAUGAUUCACUUAAUAAUAUUAUUAUUUUAUCACCUAGGCUCACUUUCUUUUCUGCUUGAGUCAACAAUAAUAAUUAACAAAAAUGUACAUUUGUAAAACAGAGGGAAAUAUAAGAACAAAGUUAAACUGACAGCCGCCUACCAACUUCUUACUCCAUACAUACCUACGAGGUAAUCACCAGCGUAAGAUACCUUCCCUCACCUACCUACUUAAUGCUCAGUACCCUUCCAACCUGCCCUUCCUGCCCACCUCGCCAACCUACCUAUCCAUCCUACUUACCUUCCUGCAUGCAUCCCAUCCACUUAUUACUACCCUCUGAUUCCACUUCCCACCCCACCACCUACACUUCAUACCCCAUCUAAAUUACCAACCUAUGGAACAUUAUUAAAUGACUGGACAUCUUAUCCCUGUUUUAGAGAACACUUUGAUGAUUUUCAUCUUAACAAUUGCCAAAUUGCCACAUAUUUUUCUACCCACCCUAUUGGCUGACUUAAUAUAUACCUAUCUUCUGUACCCAUGCACACUACCUAAAUCUAGAGGGAAGUUAAUAAUUCAAUCUAUACUGACACAAUCUAUAUUUUUCAUACCUUAGGUUCGAGAGGAAGGGUUUUUAUCCUUGUACAAGGGAUGGCUUCCAACAUGGAGUAGAAUGGUAAGAAUGUCAAAAUGACAUUAGCAAAAACGUUCCUACCAUGUCGCAGGGGAACAAUAUCAAUGAAAGCAGUAGUAAAAAACGAUUAUCAGGUCCAAAAGGAAAAUAUCUAAGCACCAAGACAGUACAUCUUAUUGAUUUUACUAACAGUUGAGAUCCCUGGUGUGCUCUGGUGGCUGUCGUAGAAAUGUAUUUGUGUCAUUGUUACCAGUAGUUUUAAUUUGCAAAUCAAGCAAACCAUGACCGCUUUUUAUAAUCAGUUUUAGCGUACAAUGUUACAUUCACAACAUAGUCCUAGCACCCCUUAAAUACAACCGGUAACCCUAUUUGACCACCAUUGCUUGAAUUUGCUACACUUUCACCUUAGCAAGGCCUAUUAACACCUUGUUUGUUGUUGUUGUUGUUUUUCAGGCUCCCUGGUCACUCACAUUCUGGCUUGUGUACGAAAGAAUUCGAAACCUUACAGGAAUGGCAGGAUUUUAACUUGCAGAGUUGUUCUCUUACGCAUUGUUGUUAAAAUCAUAAUAAUUAUCAUGUGACAGAUAUUGAAACUCUGAUGUGGAGAGAUAGCAGUGGGAUAGACAAAGGGCAACCAUGUACCUUAUAACCCACCUGUACAUACGUUUUUCCAAGUAGUUUAAUGUCAUUUUAUUUGGGAAGUAAGAGUCAAAGUUUACAUAAAAAAAUGUAAGGGUCAUCAAACAUUCAAGUUGUAAGGUACUAUAAAAACCUUCAUGGGAGUUAUUGUACAGACUAUUUUAAGAUUUUCAUAUGAACAUAUUUAUUGAUGCAUGGCAUUAUCGAAUUUGAAAAAUAAUUUACAUGAAUUCAAAGAGAGAUAUC